Molecule: messenger RNA, 6252 nt
Organism: Amoebophrya sp. A25
Lineage: Eukaryota; Dinophyceae; Syndiniales; Amoebophryaceae
Source: the annotation of a GenBank genome assembly
AGACCGUGUCUCAAUAUUUUGCUUCAUUCGUUUCAAACGGUUUGAUGAAUUGAAUGCAUUUGUUUUGCUGGAGCAUAUUUAGAGAACAGAAACGGAAUCUUGUUGUUUGUGCUACAAGUUCCCUCCCAAGCAUCCAUGAACUCAAGUCAUAAAGUUUUGAAUACUGUCGAGUUUUACCUUUCUUUGGCUGCAUUUUCAAUUUAUUGAGCGCAACUCUAAAAUCAAAGUCUUGAUUGCAUGCAACCUGGAGCGCAGCCGACAUUACUUGGACGGAUUUACUGCCCCAUUGGAAGUCGAAAACUUAACCUAAAAAGAACUUCUACUACUUUAUCCACCACGUCGACGUGGUCGCGCGCAGCACAUCAACACCGCAGAGGCAGCAAUAUGGUGGUAGCUAACACAUUUAAUGACAUCCCAGAGCGACCAAGCUUCCCGGAUGAGGAACAGCGCGUGUUGCAGAGAUGGCGGGAUAUUAAGGCAUUCGAUCAAUGCAUGGAACAAGCCAAGGGUAUACUUAAUCUAUCGGCAUGUUAUAGAUGGACUCUUUCUGCAUGCUAACUACAGAUAAGCGCAGAAAUAUCUACUCAGUUUUUAUAACAUCUAGAUUUGGUGAAGCAAUGUAGUACUCUAAUGGGGCAAUGACGUUUUUAAUUUAAUCCGAUUCCUUUAUCGAUCAGAAAAAGAAGAGAUUCAUUGAUUUACGAUUUUGAAAAAACUACAGAUAAGCCGGCUUAUAUUUUUUACGACGGACCACCGUUCGCCACGGGUCUUCCGCACUAUGGGCACAUUUUGGCUGGUACGAUUAAGGACGUCGUGUGCCGAUAUCAGCACCAAAACGGCAAGAAGGUCCUGCGAAAGUGGGGCUGGGAUUGUCAUGGACUUCCGGUAGAACAGGAGAUCGAUAAAAAACUGGGCAUUAAAGAACGAAAAGACGUUUUCGAAAUGGGCAUCCCGAAGUACAACGAGGAAUGCAGAAGCAUCGUAUCUUUUUUAUGCGUUUUUUCUGGAUAAUUUAGAAGUAUCGUGUAAGUACGUCUUUCCUAGGUAGGUUGGCUCCACCACAAAUAUAGUAUUGGAGCAACGGCCGCCUUAGAUGAGAAGACCUCCAGGGCAGUUGGGCGACACGUGGCGCCUAGAAUAGGCGGGUCCUAAUUCACAUGGCCACUAGCAUAAAUUACUUAUAACUUGUUAAAACUAAACUUUUUCUAUCUCCCCUAGUUAGGUCGGCUCUACCAAUAAUAUAGUAUUGGAGCGACGACCUGAAAUCAACCACGAUGUUUAACAACGACGAUUUUUUGGGCAAUAUUUGAACUUGAACAAAGCAAAUCCAAAUGGUGAAGAUGAAAUCAUCCACCAUCAGGUUCAACGCUAUGCUUCGGACUGGAAGGCUACUGUGGAGCGAUAUGGGCGAUGGGUCGAUAUGGAGAACGACUACCGUACUAUGGACAUCAAUUUUAUGGAGAGCGUUUGGUGGGUCUUCAAGCAGCUCUUUAACAAGGGCAGUGUGUACCGUGCCUACCGCGUGAUGCCUUACUCCUUCGCGUGCCAGACCGCGUUAUCCAACUUCGAAGUUGGUCAGGCCUAUAAGGAUCGCCUGGAUCCGUCGGUGAUCAUCCGAUUUCGACGCACGGACCAGCAGAACGCUUCCAUCCUUGCGUGGACGACCACGCCGUGGACCCUGCCGUCAAACAUGGCGCUGUGUGUGCACCCAACGCACACUUACCUGAAGGUGUUGCUGCCCGCAGCAGCUGGCGAAACGGAGCGCGAGGAGGUCCUCGUGGGCCGCGAGCGACUGGACUGGGUUCUGUCCGAGAUGAAGAUCAAAAAGGAGGACUGCACGAUCCUGAAGGAACUUCCGGGGAAGGAGCUGGGCGGUCUGCGCUACGAACCGCUCUUCCCCUACGCAGUGCCGAAAGUCAACAAAGAAAAGGCGUUCCAAGUUUUUGUGGAUGAGUAUGUCGGUACGGAAGCGGGAACUAUGAUUGUCCACCAGGCUCCGCAGCACGGUGAAGACGAUUACCGCGUGUGUGUCGCAAACGGUCUCAUCUCCAAGGGCGGAGAUGGUAUGCCGAUGUUUGUGGACGAAGACGGAAAAUUCGUCGACGCCGUCACAGACUUCGCGGGCAUGAAUGCAAAGAUGGAGGCUGACCCGCUCAUCAAAAAGGUAGAGACUUCCCGGAUUUACAACUUGUGGUUUUCAGCAAAACUUUUUUGUGCAACUUCAAAAUGAACCUCUCUGAUUUCAAGGAUCGAUGAAAAAGUCAGAUUGGAAGGUUUGUCCUCCUUCACUUUCUUCUCAAGCAACGAAAAGUAAUUUUUGAUCUUCUGCGUUCCUUUGAAAUUUCAGAUGUUGAAGGAGAAGGGCAACUUGGUAGCAAGUGGACAGAUUAACCACAGCUACCCGCAUUGCUGGAGAAGUGACACUCCUCUGAUCUACAAAGCCAUUCCGAGUUGGUUCGUGAAGGUUGAGGAGAUUCGCGAAAAGUUGAUCGCAAAUAACCAUAAGACACGAUGGGUGCCGUCUUUCGUCCAGGAAAAGAGAUUCCACAACUGGCUCGCUGAAGCCAGAGAUUGGUGCGUCAGCCGAACUCGAUUCUGGGGAACGCCGAUCCCGCUAUGGUAGUAAGAGUCGCUGUUUAAUAAAUGUUGUUAAAGAAUGUUGUGAUGUUUUAUCGUGAUCACAAAGUAUCUAUGUAUAAUAUUACCAAGUUGCACCACGAUGAAGAUAUUGAUUUCUUCUAUUUUCUUGAUUCGAUAAUAAAAAAUGAAUUUUCUUGUUUCAAUAAUGAUUUUCCAUCGUCGUAAAACCACAAUCUACUAGGUGCUCCUCCGACUUCGAAGAAAUUGUCUGCAUCGGUUCCGUCGCGGAGCUGGAGCAGUACGCUGGACGUAAGAUCACGGAUAUCCACAGGCAUUUCAUCGAUGACAUCGAGAUUCCGUCCAAGAUGGGUAAGGGCAUGUUGAGGCGGGUCGACGAGGUGUUCGACUGCUGGUUCGAGUCUGGCAGCAUGCCAUACGCGCAGAUGCACUACCCGUUCGAAAACAAGGAGCUGCUCGAAAGUGGCGGCUUCCCAGCCCAGUUCAUCGCGGAGGGUCUGGAUCAAACCAGAGGGUGGUUCUACACCCUCAUGGUGCUGUCCACGCACUUGUUCGACCAGCCGCCAUUUCUGAACCUGAUCUGCAACGGUUUGAUCCUAGCGGAGGACGGCAAGAAGAUGUCAAAGCGCCUGAAGAACUACCCAGACCCGCUCUACAUGACGAAGCAAUACGGCGCAGACGCGGUGCGCAUGUACAUGUGCAACAGUCCGGCCGUGCGCGCGGAACCUCUGCGUUUCAAGGAGGCCGAUGUGCAGGAUGUGGUGAAGAACAUCUUCCUCCCGUGGUACAACGCCUACCGCUUCCUGGUGAUGGAGUCGCAACGCCUGGAGAGCAAGCAGAAGAGCCCGUUUAAGCCGGACUUUUCGCUUCUCGAAAAAAGCGAGAAUUUGACGGAUCGGUGGAUCCUUGCAGCGUGCAGCAACUUGCUGAAAACGGUUGAGACGGAGAUGGACAGCUACAAGUUGUACGCCGUGGUUCCGCAGUUGGCUGGGUUCUGGGAGCAGCUCACCAACUGGUACAUCCGUCUAAACCGUCCGCGCAUGCGUGGAGACGCCGGAGCGGCCGACGCAAUGGCUUCUUUGACUGUGCUGUACACAGUGCUGCUGGACGUCACGAUUCUCUUUGCGCCAGUCACGCCGUUUUUGUCCGAUCUCGUGUACGAAAACCUGCAGCGCGCGUUGCCCGACGGCCACGAAAAGAAGGCUGACUGCGUGCACUUUGUCAUGCGUCCCCGCUUCAACAAGAACUUGCUGAAUGAGCAGAUUGAGGCAUCCGUGAAAACGAUGCAGCAAUUGAUCGAGACGGCGCGUCUGCUCCGAAACCGCAAGAAGAUCGGCCUCAAAACUCCGCUCCUGAGCAUGCGUGUUGUCUACGACGACGAACGCGCAAACGAGUUCGCGGACGUGGAGCAGCUCAUUACCUACAUCAAGGAAGAAGUGAACGUCAUGGAUGUGUCCGUCCUCCCAGCGAGCCAGGCACGGGAAGUGAGGGUACUUCUUACUUUUUGCAAACAUUGAUUUGUACAUCUACACUUCGGACGAGGACUGCUUUGUGAAGAUUUGUGAUUUUACGAAUAUCAGUAUUAAGAGGGAGAUAGAGAAUGGUGCUCCUUAAAUUUCAUGAUUAGAGAAACUUGUACUACUCGCAAAGUCCUCUGAAUAAAAAACGCAUAAGGUAUCCAACAUCGCGAACCUCCGAACGAAAAAGAAAUCAACGGCGCAGAAGUGUAAGAAGGCUGAACUAGCCAUGGACAAGGUUCAGGAAGUACUCAACGGUUGGACAGCGACAGAGAUCGAUGCGUACGAAGCCAACGAACAGAGAGUAGAAAUCCUCGGCGUUACGUUCGACAAAAACGAUCUUGAAAUUGCACGAGAAGUCAAUAUUGAAGGUACCUAGUACAACAACUACUUACUACAACUAUGGACUUAGUGUAGUCCAUUCAUCGAACUAUUAGCACUAUGUAUUAUACUUGAAAUCCGAAUUCAUUUUCAACCGGCUUACAGCUACACUGAUCUUGAUAAUGUUCCCCCCUCCCGCCCUUUCUCCUCUUCAGGUAUGAAUGGAAGGAAUGUUGACCUUGCGCACGCGUACGACCCGAGCAACAACUUGGUGAUUCUCGAUUUUACGCCAGAUGAGGAUCUUAUGAAACUCGCUGCGGGACGAUCCGUAGCCAAUACUAUUCAAAAGCUGUGCAAGGAAGCCAAUUUGAGACCACAAGAUCUCGUCGAUAUCUACGGCAUCGCACACAACGACAAGCUGAAAAAAGCACUUACGGAUAAGAGCGAGUAUUUCAUCUUUGUUAUUACGCAGUGUUUGAGUUUUCAAUGAUGAGUGUCAAUGCAACUUAAUCGAGUCACUUUUAGAAUUUUCCUCGUACUAGGCCCGAAAAAUGUAAAUAUGUGAUGAAGUAAAGAUGAACCUACACUCUAUUCUUCCAUCUGUAGGUACGUUGACAAGCUCCUUCGCCGAAAGUUGACUUUGCUCGACGCUCCACCUGCAGACAGACAGGUGGUUGCCACUGAUACCGCAGAACUGGACGACGGGAAGACGAAAUUUACGGCGUUUAUCUGUCCGCGCCGACCUUCGCUGUUGCCGGCGUUUGAUUCCGUCUGCAAGAGCCCAUCGGAGAAAACCGCAGUGUUGGCGGCCAUUCAAACCUGGUCGAGCAGUGAGUACCUGAAGAAACUACAAGAGAGUCUGGCAGCGACGAAAAAGGCCAGUGUCACGGUUCACGUCUGUUCCGCAGAGGACAAAAGCAAGGUUGCCGCUUUUGUCCUAGAGGAUGGCGUCCACGUCACCUGCGGCAGCGACGUCGCACUCGGUGGAGCAUAAGGAAGAGCUUUGAAUAUCCGAAUCGAUAUUUAUUGAACCCACAUAUUAUCGAGCACAAAAUGAUUAUUCUACCAGAGUAGAUGUAUCAAUUUACUACUUGUACUAAGGCCAGAGUACCUCUUCCGAAGGCCAGAAGAGUUCUUAAACUGAGGGACAUAAAUGAAAACCAAAUGAAGAAGAUCAUCUCUCCGAUGAUUGUAGUAGCUUUUUUCAAUUCGGUUUUGAAAAUACCGCAGAUUAACAACUUUCAAUUAUACUUGUCUCACAUGAUGUCGCGGCUUCGUCAAUACAGAUCGGUGCAUUUUGUUUCGACACUGGAUGAUUCCGAAUUAUGAAUCGAUUAUGGACCACAUUGUUUCAUGGAGGCAAGUUCUAUGCGCACAAGAUUUGCCCCAAAAAAUAAUGAAAAAUAGAGGAGCACAAAAUUUUCGUCAUCAGUCUUUUGUCCUAUAACAACCAAGGGACUGCUCAUAUUUUCACUCAGCAUCAGCAUGCUGGCAGCUAUGAAUCUCGUUGUGUUUUGUUCUGAAGAAAGUGUGCCCUCAAAAAUAAGGGUGAAUCAUUUUGUUCACCUUCUCUGAAAAGAUCCGCGUUCUUUCUAGACACAAGAUGAUGGGGCUCAAUUGGACGGAGAUCUUUCUGCAGUCGUGCGUUUGAAUAAAUUAAAACGAUACAAUAGUCAAGAAGAUCUGACUCCGAUUGGUUUAGAUCAACGAAACAUAAGGAAGAAAUGCAAAUGCAUUUCAAAAGAUCAAGAUGCAUUAUUACCGAGUAAACUCACUAAAUCCGCGAUCGAAUGCCACGACUACUUGACUUUACAGC